Messenger RNA from Dromiciops gliroides (monito del monte), 1359 nucleotides. Its product is annotated as 5-hydroxytryptamine receptor 3C-like. Gene Ontology annotation, biological process: regulation of membrane potential; chemical synaptic transmission; nervous system process. NCBI's taxonomy places the organism in Eukaryota, Metazoa, Chordata, Mammalia, Microbiotheria, Microbiotheriidae. Bases 1 to 1359 code for a protein of 452 amino acids. The record is from RefSeq and is a predicted model, not a curated record. Gene Ontology annotation, molecular function: extracellular ligand-gated monoatomic ion channel activity; transmembrane signaling receptor activity; neurotransmitter receptor activity. The transcript has 9 exons. Gene Ontology annotation, cellular component: synapse; membrane; neuron projection.
AUGGAAGGAGGCUGGCCCCACCAGCAGGGAUGGCUCCUGUGUCUCAUUCUCAGCCUUUUGCUUCAAGGUUCUCCUGCCUUCACACAAAGCAGCAAUACUUUCACCAUCAACUGCUCAGGGUUCGAUGUGCAUGGAUUGAACCACAUCGCUUUUCAGGCCGUGUUUGACAGAAAGGCCUUCCGACCAGUUAUCAACAUCAAUGUCCCUACCAAGGUCAACAUCUCCUUCACCUUAUCUGCCAUUCUGGAGGUGAAUGCACAGAUUCAGCUCCUUACGUCAUUUAUCUGGCUCGAGUUGUUCUGGUACAAUCCAUUCAUCAGCUGGAACCCAGAGGAGUGUGGAGGAAUCACGGAGCUCACUGUGGCAGCUGAGAACCUCUGGCUUCCAGACAUCUUCAUUGUAGAGUUCAUGGACAUUGACCAGACUCCAUCGAACCUCGUUGCCUAUGUGAACAGUAAAGGUCACAUCAAGUACAAGAAACCAAUGAGGGUGACCAGCAUCUGUAACCUGGACAUCUUCUACUUCCCCUUUGACCAGCAGAACUGCACUCUGACCUUCAGCUCUUUCCUCUACACAGUGAACGACAUGUUGUUGGGCAUUGACAAGGAAGUGUGGGAGAUAACAGACACUUCGCGCCAUCUCGUCCAGUCCCAAGGGGAGUGGAAGUUGCUGUCCAUCAACAAAGCAUCCCCAAAGUUGGCAGUGGGAUCCAGCUUUUAUGACCAGCUCAUGUUCUAUGUGGCCAUCCAGCGCCGACCCAGACUCUAUGUCAUAAAUCUUCUGGUGCCCAGUGGAUUUCUGAUAGCAAUCGAUGCCCUGAGCUUCUUCCUGCCAAUUGAGAGUGGCAACCGGGCUCCUUUCAAGAUGAUCUUGCUCCUGGGAUAUACUGUCUUCUUGCUCAUGAUGAAUGAUUUACUGCCAGCCAGUGGCACCCCACUCAUCAGUGUGUACUUUGCUCUGUGCCUGUCCCUGAUGGUGCUCAGCCUGCUAGAGGCUGUCUUCCUCACCUACCUCCUGAAUCUGAUUGCUACCGAGCCCCCAGCCAUGCCCCCCUGGCUCCAGUCACUGCUGCUGCGCUAUCUCGGAGGCUGCUACAACAAGAAGUCCCAAAAGGAGAAUGGGAGCCCUGAGCCCAACCCCAUCCACCUACCUGGCCUGAAGGAGCAGGGGGUGAUGGCAGGCCCAGCUAAGGCUUGGCUGAAUGGAGAAUCACACUCCACCUGGGCAGAGCUGGAACAUCAGCAGAAAGUUGACAUUUGGGUGAAAUUCAGCCUUGUUCUAGAUACUCUGCUCUUCUGGAUCUACUUGAUAUUCAUGACUUCCUCUCUCAUCACAGUCAUUGUCCUCUGGGUCAACUAG